GAUGGACCCCAAGUGAGGAAAACUAUAGAGCAGUUUUGUUGAUUUUCCACACAAAGUUUCCUUGAUUAUGCCACAUUCUGGCAGCAAACAAUCUUAGCCGACUCCACUGGCAACACGAUGCUGCUCCGUCCCUUGUGCGCAACCACGUUUGCUGUUUUCACCAUCACAUACGCCCAGGCCGAAGAGCUCCCAUUCAAGCCUGGCUGCACGAAGAAACAGCUGAAUGACUGCGGCUCGGACUUCCUCAUCUACAGCAACGUCACACGAGUGCCCGCUGGUGGACAAGAGUUCGUCGACAAUUGCGAGCACCUAUCCGUCCAGCUGUCCUGUGCCCUAGAAUUUUCGAAGGAAUGCUUGGAGGGCCUUCCGAGAGUGGCUGCCCUGCUAAGUUUGCAGGCCAUGGAUGAAGCCUACGAAGCCGUAUGCACUGAAGGCACCGAACUGAACGAACUGUUCCACAACGGCGUUGGCUGUCUGAAUGAAGCUGGGGAUCAGCUGCAUCAGUGCAUGAGCAGUAUGCGAGAAGAAAUGGAGAUUGGCGUGGUUGCUGCGCCGAGAAAACAAGUCAUUCACUACUCUUGCUGUACAUUCAACAAGGUCCAGGACUGUUUCGACGACGCCCUGUUGCACUGUCCAAACAAUGCAGCGAAGGAAUUCAUGAACAGCGUCCUGGACAAAAUACUUGGGGAAGUCUUGAGUCUCGUGUGCGGCAAAUACUCGAGGGGCUCGGCUGCCUGCAAGGAGCUGCCAGUGUUGGAGCCUCCGGAUCAAAGUAAUCUUGGCAGCAGAGACCUCUUCGAGCUGGCCAUACAAAACGCUGCCAUCCUCGGCUCGAAGGGGUCAUGACGCUACGCAGCUACGAAAUGAUGUAAUGCUGCCACUAGAGCAUACCGUUUCAUUCUUUUGCUACGCUCUGUAAUCUUUGCGAUAAACUCAUUCUCUUAGAUAUCACUUCGCCUACAGCUUGGCCUUCCUGCCGACCGUGAUUGCACCGAUAACAACAAUAUUGUCGCGAACCCACUGGUCCAGUACUACGAAAAUAUAAAAAUAUCGCUGCUCCUUCGUUGGUGCAGCCACAUGGAAUGCCUACGGAUAGUCGACAAAGGUCGACCGUCUUUCAACUGUUUUAUUUUAUUUGUACUGUGGUAAGAAGCGUCAAUCGUUCGCGUUUGUUCUAUGCUAAGAAACUGGUAAUAAAUAAAA
This is a messenger RNA of Rhipicephalus sanguineus (brown dog tick), 1203 nucleotides long. RefSeq lists its product as uncharacterized. Bases 118 to 846 code for a protein of 242 amino acids. NCBI's taxonomy places the organism in Eukaryota, Metazoa, Arthropoda, Arachnida, Ixodida, Ixodidae. The transcript has 5 exons. The record is from RefSeq and is a predicted model, not a curated record.